Molecule: messenger RNA, 1474 nt
Organism: Lactuca virosa
Lineage: Eukaryota; Viridiplantae; Streptophyta; Magnoliopsida; Asterales; Asteraceae
Source: the annotation of a GenBank genome assembly
UAUUAAAGCCUCUCACUCAACGAUUCUGAGAGAAAAAGGUAAAAGCACUGUGAACACUGAAGAAACACCAAACCCUUCGUCAAAUUGAUUUCAGACAAAUCCGAUGAAGGGCGGAGGUAGAAGGAGGACCAUAACCUCCGAUCUCCGAUCACCACCGUCGCACUCGGUCCAUUACGAGACCAAUGAUCAAGGGAGCGAUCAGGUUCAGUACGACCAGCAGCAACAGUCGAUGAACGACGGCGACGAUGGUGGAAAUGAGUACAAUGAAGAAGAGGACGAAGAAUACGAGGAUGAAGAUCAAUCGGGAGACGUGGAUUUCACCGGAGGAGGAGCUGAUGGAGGUGAAAGCAACGGUGACAACGAGCGACCUAAGCUAGCUGAGGGUUUCUACGAGAUCGAAGCUGUGAGGAGGAAACGGAUACGGAAGGGGGAAACGCAGUAUCUCAUCAAAUGGCGUGGCUGGCCAGAGUCAUCUAAUACUUGGGAACCUGUGGAGAAUCUCAUGUCAUGUUCUGAUUUCAUUGAUGCAUUUGAAGAGAGUUGGAAAUCCAAAUCAAACCGUAAACGGAAGCGAAGACAUUCAGCGGGGCCCACACCACAAUCAAAGAAAAAACAAAAACAACCGCCACAUCAGCGUUCUCCAGACGCCACAUAUGAAGUCCCAUCUGUCAAAAUCAAAAUCAUUGAAGACCCUUCACCAAUCCCAUCUGUCAACAAUUCCAACUUUAGUAAUGAUUCUGGUUCUCCACAAAUUCAAGAACCAAAAAACAAAACCAAUUUAGACAUAUCACUUCCCGAAUUGAAACUCUCAUCUUCCACAAAUCAAGAAAACAUGUCUGAGUUUGCUAUUCACAUUCAAGAAGAUCGAGCAGAUGAAGGGGGUAAAAAUGGAAAUGGGGAAAGAAAAGUUGAUGAGAAAGAAGUUCUUAGGGUUAGUCCUAGAAUUGGAGCGAAAAGGAGGAAAUCUGGUGCUGUUAAGCGGUUUAUGCAAGAUUCAAAGUUGGUUGCUCAUAAUGAUGUUGUGGAAGAUGAGGUAAAAGACGUUUGUGCCCUUGGGGAUGGUUUGGGUGCUAAUGAGAUUGUGGGUAUUUCUGGAAAUUUGAAUGUUGUUACCAAGAUUUUGAAGCCUGUGAAUUAUUCGACUUCUAUACUUAAUGGCAUUGAGGAUGUUUCUGUGUCCUUUUUGGUCUUAAGGUCAGAUGGAGAAGAGGUUGUUGUGGAUAAUAAGUACCUCAAGGAACACAAUCCACUUCUGUUGAUCAACUACUACGAGCAACAUCUUCGAUACAACAGCCCCUCUGAAUGACUGGAUUGUGAUUGCGUCAGCAGACCUUUUUCAUUUUCUUAAUUUGAAGUUAUUUUAUUUUGUAGCCAAGGAGCUUCUAACAAAACAGAAUAGACAAAUUCUAGCCUUUCUUAGGAUAAUUUGUGCAGUAAUUAACCUGAAAAAUAUAUAUAUUGUCUCUUAGUAAUU